AUGUCCGGUGGCACCAGCGGCACGAGCGCGGAGGGCAUGGCGGAGCGCGUGUCGCGUCUGUCAGCCAUAGCGGCGGCGGCAGAGAGCCUUGCGCUCGCGCUCUCGCGCCGAUUCCACUGGCCGCUGGCCCCCUCUCUCACGCCACCUCCCCGCUACAACCCACCUCUUCCCGACCAGCGCGAGAGGUCGAAAAGUGACGGCCCGCUUUCCCCUUCCGCGCCUUCCGCGCCUUCCGUGCCUUCCCCGCCUUCUCCUCGUACAGGCGGCUGCAGUGCUCGUAGCUGGGCGGGCGCGCAUAUAGAUAAGAGGCGGAGGAGGCGGCGGGGGAUAGUGGGAGGGCGGAGGGAAAGCGAAGAGAGGGGGCCGUGUGAGUGUGAGAGCGAGCAGGCGUUUUUCUACGAAGGCGCGCCCGCUGUGGUGAGAGUGGCGGGGGCAGGGGUUGGCGCAGGGUGGGGCUUGGAACUGCCGGGUGAUUUGUCCGUGGAUGCGUUACUGGCACGUGACGUGGCAGCUGACGUGGCACACGACGUGGCAUGUGACGUGGCACGCGAUGGGUCGGUGGAAGAAGCAGCAGCAGCAGCAGCAGCAGCAGCAGCAGCAGGAGGAGGAGGAGCAGCAGGGGCAACCGGACUAACAGGCUCUAGCAGAGAAGAGCUUCCCCUUCCCUCGCUCCCCCCCGCGCCCCUCUCCUCUUCCACCUCUGCCCCUGCUCUCCCCACUAUGCCUCCCCUGUCCCUCCUCGCCUCCCUCCCCCCGGCAUCCAUGGCUGCCCUUGCCUGCGCGGAAGUACGGUCGUGGCUUCACGGCCCUCCUCUCCCUACCAUGUCGCCCCUGUCCCUCCUCGCCUCCCUCCCCCCAGCAUCCAUGGCUGCCCUUGCCAGCUCAGAACCACAACAGCAGCAGCAGCAGCAGCAGCACCACCACCGCCAAAGUCUGCCCCAUUCUAUAUCUGCCAUCAGCUUUCACGUGCAGCAAGUCUCGAGUCUACAUGGCCACAAGUGGUGCCGCCACGUCAGCGCCAAGGUGGCAAAGCUGGUCGCCAGGUGUCUGCGAGUGAUUGGAGCGGAGGCACAGGCGGUGCUGCUGGCUGCAGUGAGGGGAGGGGGAGGAAGAGGAGGAGGAGGAGGAGGAAGAGGAGGAGGAGGAGGAGGAGGAGGAGGAGGAGGAGGAGGAGGAGGAGGAGGAGGAGGAGGAGGAGGAGGAGGAGGAGGAGGAGGAGGAGGAGAAACACUGGCCGAUCACGAUACAAGGGAGAAAAGAGAAGCACACGUAGCAAGAUUCUCUUUGCAACCUCCCCUUCCUCCUCUUCCCCCUCUGCCUCCCUCAGCCCGUGCCACCAUCCCAUGCCCCCUUCUCUCCCGCACGCUGCAGUGGCUGGGAGCGGUGCUGCAUAAGGGCAUUCACCGCUGCAGGGAUUGUAGAAGCAUCAGGGGUGCGUGCGGGUCCAGUAAGAGUGCAUGUGCAGAAGCAUCAACAGCAGGGGGUCCGGCGAUUGAAGAAGCGACUCAGGGAGCAGCAGCAGCAGCAGCAGCAGCAGGGGUGGAGAUUGCAUCAGGAGGGAUGGAGAUCGGUGCAGGAGUGGUGGUGGGCGUUCUUUGCUGUGCCUUGGACACUUGUACCCCUUCCUCCCGCCUUCAAGAUUACACAGCUGACGUCGCACUUUCGACAGCCAAUCGCAGCUCUCGCUCUGAUUUCCGGCCUCUUUUGGAUUUUGACGCGGUUCCUCUGGUCAAGCCGUCUCCUCUGCAGCUGCCAAGCCAUGGAAACUAUUCCACACAGCUCACCACCACAGCAGGGCAUAGGGGGAAUGUCAGGAGGCGGCGCACCAAGUACAGAUCGCAGGGGCGAAGACAAUCGCAGUAUGAGGUACGGCGCUCUAUCAUAGACACCAACAUGAAUGCAAUCGAGGAAGCAGGUGGCAUCGGCUGCUUAACUGCUGCUCCUGAACCAUUCCCUGCUUCUGCUGCUCCUCCUACCCAUCUUGCCACUCACCCUCCUCAAUCCACACAUCCUCCCAGCUCCACCCACCUUCCUCCCUCCACUCAUCCUCCUCCGUCCAACCACUUUCCGCUGGCUGCACGACAGUCCUCUUACCGGUCCCAUACUCCCGCUCCUGCUCAGAAUCCCAAGGGAGCACAAGGCAAGGUGAGAGAGCGGGAGCGGACAGGAAGCUGGGAUGAACGUGGCAGGGAUGGACGUGGCAGGGUGAUGAGAGGAGGGAGUAGAGACAGCGCGAGAGGGAGAGAGGAAAGAGAAGUGGGAGAGAAGGCACGGGAGGUGAAUCGCGAUGAGAGGUUUGGGGUAGAGAGUGGGGAGCGAAGUGGGAGUAGGAGGCAGGCAGGGAGCAUAGGAACGAGUCGAGGGGACGGUGAGAGGGAAGGAAAUGGUGCUUUGGUUGGAGAGGAAAAGGAGGGGAGGAGUGGAAGGCGGAAGUAUGAAGAUAUGAAGGAGCGGGGAGAGCAGGGGCGGGAGAAGGAGAAGCAGAAGAGAGGUGGGAGCGAAACGAGGUCAUAUGGUGAAGAGGAGUUGAGAGCGACUGGGAGGGGUGGAAGGGAAGGGAGUGGGGGAGAGAGGCGGCCUGAGUUGCUGGUUGAGCAAUGGAGCGACAGAAGUAGGUAUUUAAAAAGGGUUAGUGAUGGGUGGGAUGGGGAGAAGGAUGGUUGGAGGGAUGGUUGGAAGGAUGGGGUGAGGGAUGGGGGUAGGGAUGGGGGAAGGGAUUGUGGGAGGGAUGGUGAGAGGGAUGGUAGGAGGGAUGGUGGGAGGGAUGGUGGGAGGGAUGGUGGGAGGGAUGGGGGGGAGGGAUGGGGGGGAGGGAUGGGGGGAGGGAUGGGGGGAGGGAUGGGGGGGAGGGAUGGGGGGAGGGAUGGGGGGAGGGAGGGGAGGGAUGGGGGGAGGGAGGGGAGGGAUGGGGGGAGGGAGGGGAGGGAUGGGGGGAGGCAGGGGAGGGAUGGGGGGAGGAGUGGUUCAUGCGAUGAUGGAAAUGGUGGGAGAUACAGUGGAAGUCAUGAUGAUGAGGCGCAUGGUAGAUGUGCAAGUGGAAGACCCUGGUGGGAUUUGCAAGGUGGGCAGCAAGGAAUGGAUCAGAGUAGUCAUAUUCUCCAUCGGAGGGAUGACUCAGGAAGGCAUGGGCGCAGGGGGAUGAAAGGCACUAGUGAAGCCAAGGUGGUGGAGAGAGAUAUGGAUCGGUGGGAACCGGUUGAGGAAGGCAGUGUUCAAGGGGGGAGGUGA
Molecule: messenger RNA, 3228 nt
Organism: Closterium sp. Naga37s-1
Lineage: Eukaryota; Viridiplantae; Streptophyta; Zygnematophyceae; Desmidiales; Closteriaceae
Source: the annotation of a GenBank genome assembly